UGCGCGCGCGCGAUCAGGAACGAACGAGAGCAUGCGCUGACAUAAAGGCUGGUGUUGAAGCGCAAGAUAAUUUAUAGGGUGGAUAAGAAGCGGCUGGCUUCAUCACAGCGCACAAAUGACGGCUCACUUGACCGCGGUAGUAAAAAAACAAAACGCCAUCACUAACAUCGCUUCAAGCGGGCCUUGGGGCAAGUGUCCUGCUUUGACAAUGAUGGUUCGUACGGAGUAUCUGAACUGUGGAAGAACACAAAGUAAAACAGAUAAAUACUCCUCUGUGGGCAGGUUUCUGGGCGAGUAUCUCCAUCUGUGGGAUUUCUGUGAGGCGUGUCUACGGACUGCUGGUCCCGUCGCUACGAUACUUCCGUAUCACUUCCGUGUGCUUCUGUUGAAAGACGGGUUUCCACAGACUAGGUAACCGUGACUUUCUUGGUUGUACGAGGUCGAGUUAGCGUUGAACAUUCAAAUAUCUCAAAUCUCGCGGACACGAGGUUUGGCUCCAUGGCUGACGGCCGAGGGGGGCAGAAUCCGGAGCAGGAGCCGAGGGGCGCCGCGGGUGGAGACGAUGUCAUUGAUGAUUCCAUCCUCGAAGAAGGUGCGGUUGUCUUUAGAGG
Messenger RNA from Haplochromis burtoni (Burton's mouthbrooder), 611 nucleotides. RefSeq names its product apoptosis regulator BAX. Gene Ontology annotation, molecular function: channel activity; protein homodimerization activity; protein heterodimerization activity. The record is from RefSeq and is a predicted model, not a curated record. Gene Ontology annotation, biological process: positive regulation of apoptotic process; mitochondrial fusion; intrinsic apoptotic signaling pathway in response to DNA damage. NCBI's taxonomy places the organism in Eukaryota, Metazoa, Chordata, Actinopteri, Cichliformes, Cichlidae. Gene Ontology annotation, cellular component: mitochondrial outer membrane.